GUGUUGACGUCACUUUGCGUCACUUUGUGUAGUUUGGUCUGUAUCGUUUGGUACGCUUUUGUGUGAUUGCUUUUUACUACGAAUUGAUUAAAUCUGCGUUGCAAAUAUAUUCUUGUAAAUUAUUUCAACUCGUUUAGUAUUUCAGAUCUCCAACUAUGCAGAUCUUUGUAAAAACAUUAACUGGAAAAACCAUCACCCUCGAUGUUGAAUCUUCAGACACAAUAGAAAAUGUAAAGGCCAAGAUUCAAGACAAGGAAGGAAUUCCUCCAGACCAGCAGCGCUUAAUCUUUGCUGGCAAACAAUUAGAAGAUGGGAGAACUCUCUCAGAUUACAACAUCCAAAAAGAAUCGACCCUUCAUCUUGUAUUGCGUCUUCGAGGUGGAAUGCAGAUCUUCGUUAAAACAUUAACAGGUAAAACCAUCACGCUGGAGGUUGAAGCUUCAGACACGAUAGAAAAUGUAAAGGCCAAGAUCCAAGACAAGGAAGGAAUUCCUCCCGACCAGCAGCGUUUAAUCUUUGCUGGCAAACAAUUAGAAGAUGGGAGAACUCUCUCAGACUAUAACAUCCAAAAAGAAUCGACCCUUCAUCUAGUAUUGCGUCUUCGAGGUGGAAUGCAGAUCUUCGUUAAAACAUUAACAGGUAAAACCAUUACCCUGGAGGUUGAAGCUUCAGACACGAUAGAAAAUGUAAAGGCCAAAAUCCAAGACAAAGAAGGAAUUCCUCCUGACCAGCAGCGUUUAAUCUUUGCUGGUAAACAAUUAGAAGAUGGGAGAACUCUCUCAGACUAUAACAUCCAAAAAGAAUCGACCCUUCAUCUAGUAUUGCGUCUUCGAGGUGGAAUGCAGAUCUUCGUUAAAACAUUGACAGGUAAAACCAUCACCCUGGAAGUUGAAGCUUCGGACACAAUAGAAAAUGUAAAGGCCAAGAUCCAAGACAAAGAAGGAAUUCCUCCAGACCAGCAGCGUUUAAUCUUUGCUGGCAAACAAUUAGAAGAUGGCAGAACUCUCUCAGACUAUAACAUCCAAAAAGAAUCGACCCUUCAUCUAGUAUUGCGUCUUCGAGGUGGAAUGCAGAUCUUCGUUAAAACAUUAACAGGUAAAACCAUCACGCUGGAGGUUGAAGCUUCAGACACGAUAGAAAAUGUAAAGGCCAAGAUCCAAGACAAGGAAGGAAUUCCUCCCGACCAGCAGCGCUUAAUCUUUGCUGGCAAACAAUUAGAAGAUGGGAGAACUCUCUCAGAUUACAACAUCCAAAAAGAAUCGACCCUUCAUCUAGUAUUGCGUCUUCGAGGUGGAAUGCAGAUCUUCGUUAAAACAUUAACAGGUAAAACCAUCACGCUGGAGGUUGAAGCUUCAGACACGAUAGAAAAUGUAAAGGCCAAGAUCCAAGACAAGGAAGGAAUUCCUCCCGACCAGCAGCGUUUAAUCUUUGCUGGCAAACAAUUAGAAGAUGGGAGAACUCUCUCAGACUAUAACAUCCAAAAAGAAUCGACCCUUCAUCUAGUAUUGCGUCUUCGAGGUGGAAUGCAGAUCUUCGUUAAAACAUUAACAGGUAAAACCAUCACGCUGGAGGUUGAAGCUUCAGACACGAUAGAAAAUGUAAAGGCCAAGAUCCAAGACAAGGAAGGAAUUCCUCCCGACCAGCAGCGUUUAAUCUUUGCUGGCAAACAAUUAGAAGAUGGGAGAACUCUCUCAGACUAUAACAUCCAAAAAGAAUCGACCCUUCAUCUAGUAUUGCGUCUUCGAGGUGGAAUGCAGAUCUUCGUUAAAACAUUAACAGGUAAAACCAUCACGCUGGAGGUUGAAGCUUCGGACACAAUAGAAAACGUAAAAGCCAAGAUCCAAGACAAGGAAGGAAUUCCUCCAGACCAGCAGCGUUUAAUCUUUGCUGGUAAACAAUUAGAAGAUGGGAGAACUCUCUCAGACUAUAACAUCCAAAAAGAAUCGACCCUUCAUCUAGUAUUGCGUCUUCGAGGUGGAAUGCAGAUCUUCGUUAAAACAUUGACAGGUAAAACCAUCACCCUGGAAGUUGAAGCUUCGGACACAAUAGAAAACGUAAAGGCCAAGAUCCAAGACAAAGAAGGAAUUCCUCCAGACCAGCAGCGUUUAAUCUUUGCUGGCAAACAAUUAGAAGAUGGCAGAACUCUCUCAGACUAUAACAUCCAAAAAGAAUCGACCCUUCAUCUAGUAUUGCGUCUUCGAGGUGGAAUGCAGAUCUUCGUUAAAACAUUAACAGGUAAAACCAUCACGCUGGAGGUUGAAGCUUCAGACACGAUAGAAAAUGUAAAGGCCAAGAUCCAAGACAAGGAAGGAAUUCCUCCCGACCAGCAGCGUUUAAUCUUUGCUGGCAAACAAUUAGAAGAUGGGAGAACUCUCUCAGACUAUAACAUCCAAAAAGAAUCAACUCUUCAUCUAGUAUUGCGUCUUCGAGGUGGAAUGCAGAUCUUCGUUAAAACAUUAACAGGUAAAACCAUUACCCUGGAGGUUGAAGCUUCGGACACAAUAGAAAACGUAAAAGCCAAGAUCCAAGACAAGGAAGGAAUUCCUCCAGACCAGCAGCGUUUAAUCUUUGCUGGUAAACAAUUAGAAGAUGGGAGAACUCUCUCAGACUAUAACAUCCAAAAAGAAUCGACCCUUCAUCUAGUAUUGCGUCUUCGAGGUGGAAUGCAGAUCUUCGUUAAAACAUUAACAGGUAAAACCAUCACGCUGGAGGUUGAAGCUUCGGACACAAUAGAAAACGUAAAAGCCAAGAUCCAAGACAAGGAAGGAAUUCCUCCAGACCAGCAGCGUUUAAUCUUUGCUGGUAAACAAUUAGAAGAUGGGAGAACUCUCUCAGACUAUAACAUCCAAAAAGAAUCGACCCUUCAUCUAGUAUUGCGUCUUCGAGGUGGAAUGCAGAUCUUCGUUAAAACAUUGACAGGUAAAACCAUCACCCUGGAAGCUGAAGAUUCAGAUACAAUAGAAAAGGUAAACGCCAUGCUGUUUGAAGAAGAAGGGAUCUGUAAUUAGAAUUCUCGAGAACUCUUUCAGGUCAUCUUCAAUGUUGAACGGAACGCUUUAGAAUGUGUUUCCUGGUUCAAUAUAUUCCAUUUAAUCAAUUAAUACUUAACUCGACCAUCAAAGAGUUUUGUUAUGCCGGAAAUUUGAGUGUAAGGAAACCUCACUGCAGUUAGUGACUUCAUGGAAAUUCAUGUAUUGUAACUGACUGCUGAUAGUAAUAUCUCUAUCGGCGAUAUCUAGUAAAAUCGGUAGUAUUGAUAGUGUUUACUUUUUUAUGUAAAUUUCAUCUUCAGUACUUCUUGCUAUCAGUAUAUAUUAAUUUUGUUAUUGGUAUGUAAUCCCAAGAAUGGCAAAUUGUAUUGAUCUAGU
Messenger RNA from Colletes gigas, 3368 nucleotides. Its product is annotated as polyubiquitin-A. The transcript is spliced from 2 exons. Gene Ontology annotation, molecular function: protein binding. Bases 156 to 3008 code for a protein of 950 amino acids. The record is from RefSeq and is a predicted model, not a curated record. NCBI's taxonomy places the organism in Eukaryota, Metazoa, Arthropoda, Insecta, Hymenoptera, Colletidae.